Molecule: messenger RNA, 3995 nt
Organism: Anguilla anguilla (European eel)
Lineage: Eukaryota; Metazoa; Chordata; Actinopteri; Anguilliformes; Anguillidae
Product: ataxin-7-like protein 3
Exons: 14
Coding region: 627-1709 (360 amino acids)
Biological process (GO): regulation of transcription by RNA polymerase II; positive regulation of DNA-templated transcription
Cellular component (GO): DUBm complex; SAGA complex
Molecular function (GO): transcription coactivator activity
Source: RefSeq, a predicted model, not a curated record
GCAUUGCAAUUGGUUAGAUCGCACGUCAAUUCAAUUAUUAUCCACUCUAUCUACUCGAGAGACUAUUGCCUCGUUGCUAUAGAAUAGUUGUAUUUCAUUAAGUCUUAUUUCCCCUAGUUUCCAUUUCGCGAACCGUUUAUUUAUUAUGUGAUUAAUAAAUAAUACGCAAUGAGCGAUAAUUUCUAGAAGUUGUCUCGCUAGCCGAGGAAAGUAGCAUGGGCCAGUGUUUGACGAUUGAUUAGUGCUGCCUGUGCCUGCAGGAGAGAAAAAUGGCAGCUGAUUCUUGAAUUGUAUUUCUUAUUACCCUUUGACAGCCUAUUGAUAAUUUCAAGAAGUGUUGUCUAACAGUACAACACAGUGAAUUUAUCUACCCACGGUUUUCGAUGUUUGGGAUGGGGUAACGGGGCGUUGAUGAGUUGGGCAGCCGCGUACGGAGCAGUGGGUAUGCCCUGUGGACGCCUGCCCCGGCCCUUUCAGCACAGGAACACGACAGUGGGGCGAGUGACGGCAGUAUCCACCUAACCACUGAAAUACGUGUACACUAGUGUACACUGUUUGCUGUUUCACAAGACGCUGGCUGUACUACAGUAUGUAGACGGCAGUGUUUCCCCUUUUAGUUUUUGCAAAUGAAAAUGGAGGAAAUGUCUCUGUCAGGCCUGGACAACACCAAGCUGGAGGCCAUAGCUCAUGACAUCUACUCAGACCUGGUGGAGGAUGCAUGCCUGGGCCUGUGUUUUGAGGUGCACCGGGCAGUCAAGCAAGGGUACUUCUUACUUGAUGAGACUGACCAAGAGAGCAUGAAGGACUUUGAAAUUGUGGACCAGCCAGGGGUGGACAUAUUUGGGCAGGUGUACAAUCAGUGGAAGAACAAGGAAUGUGUGUGUCCCAACUGCAGCCGCAGCAUUGCGGCCUCACGCUUUGCCCCACACCUGGAGAAGUGCCUGGGAAUGGGCCGGAACAGCAGCCGCAUCGCCAACCGCAGAAUAGCCAGCAGCAACAAUAUGAAUAAAUCAGAGAGUGACCAGGAGGACAACGAUGACAUCAAUGACAAUGACUGGUCAUACGGGUCAGAAAAGAAAGCCAAGAAGAGAAAGUCAGAUAAGAAUCCAAAUUCUCCCAGAAGAUCAAAAUCCUUAAAACAUAAAAAUGGGGAAAUCAGUAGCAGCGUCAACGCUGACCCCUACAAGUACAACUAUAACUCGGGCAUCAAUUACGAAACCUUGGGGCCGGAGGAACUGAGGUCUUUGCUAACGACGCAAUGUGGUGUGAUAUCAGAGCAUACCAAGAAGAUGUGCACACGGUCACUGCGGUGUCCCCAGCACACGGACGAGCAGAGGAGGACCGUGCGGGUGUUCCUCCUGGGGCCAGCCGCGUCGGCGCUGCCCGAUAUGGAUGGGGUUGAGGAGAGUGAUGGGUACGAUGCCCCCGAUGGACAGGCACUGAUGAGCCGUCUACACUGGGAUGGGUCUUCAGACAUCUCCCCCUCUGAUUCGGCCUCCUCGAAAGCAAGCACCAACAACUCUGACUCCAAAAAGCCUAAGAAGAAGAAGCCGUCUCUGGGUCUGAAUAGUGCUGGAGGAGGCGGAGGCGGGGGCGUUGGUGGGGGCGGAAGCAGCUGCUCGCAAGGAGGCCUGGGCCCCUCAAACCGAAAGAAAAAACCCAAACUGGCCACGGCCCCCAGCACCAGCAUCUACGAUGACAUGAACUAGCAUGCGCACCACCCUCCUUACCCCUCCCCGCCCCAGCACAGCACUUGCUCGAGACCCGAGGUGGACGAGUGUGGCAGCGACGGCCAAGCAAGGUUUUUAUCUACAUCCUGACCUCCGACCCCUUAAGGCACAUGAAAACCCACCUCUUCCAUUCUGCAACAUUGUUCACUGUCACCACCUGUUUACCUAACAGUAGCCAGACACCCCCACAAGGAAGCCACACUUCUUACUUCAUGUCCUGUGGAAUUCCAUCCUGACAGAAACACAGGCGGAAGGGGGAGGUGGGGGUUGUUGUAGAUGUGUUUCCACCUUGGGUCACACUAGAUCAAAUCACUGGGGGUAAUGAGUGUACUGUCCAGACCUGGAUUCACAGGAGGUUCCUCAAGUUGUAGAUCUGAAUUAGGUCUUGUCUGGCAUCUCGCUGAAACAGUGAGAAUGUGUAUCUGCACAGGGGGAAACUACAGUUCGAAACGAGAACCAUUCAAACACGCUGGUUCUGAAUCCGCCUCCUUGCACGGGUUAUUAUCCAUAAUGUACCAAUGGCGUUUUCUCUGUGUUUUUAUUUCUACUUUUUUUUGUAAGACAUGGAAGUAAUUCUGGAAAAGGUGAAUGGAUGUGAACAGUUCACAAAGGGACAGUUUUAAUCUCAUGACCAUUGGAUCAUUCCUUAAGAUACAAUCAUUGUGCUUUUCAUUUCGAUUGCACUGUUUCAAAGUGUAGGACCAAUCCAAAAUACUGAUGGCAUUGAAACUCAUUAAGCUGAUGUUUUGUUAUACCUUUAUUUUUUUUUGUUGAUGUUUUGAAAUGAGAAAGAAACCCUAAGACUCAACUCAGCGUGGUGCUGUUAGUAUCCCUGGGGCCGCUGGACGAGGCGGUCCAAGAAAGCGCGGCACAAAAGCUUUCGUACUUUGCCAUUGGCCGUACAUAAGCGUCCUCCAACGGGAAUGCUGAUGCGUGGUAGGUGAGUGUGGCCAUUUGGGACAACGUGUUGCACAUAGGUGUUUGAGGACUCGGUGUGCGAGUGUACCAUUGAGUGUCUGUGAAGCUGCUUUUGGUUUGCAUGUCGGUGUGUGCGCGCGUGCAGGUUUACAUGCAUGUCUCUGAGCAUGCCGUUGUACGUGUGCGUGUAUUUGGGUCAUCCAUACGCAUCUGUAAGGGUGCCGCUGUGUAUGUGUACGUGUGAGAGUAUUUGGAGGUUUACGUGUACCAGUGUAAUCUGAUUAUGCCACUGUUUGGAUGUCUGUGAGAAGGUGUGGUGGUAUUCGUGUACCUGUGGGUGAGCGUAUUGGUGUGUCUGCACUUAUAGGUGUGUAUGGGUAUUGUGGUUUUUGUGCCUACCCGUGUGUGCGCGUGUAAAAGAAUCAUGAAUCACUAUUUUGACACACGCAGUCUCACCACUGCUUAUUGCAAAAUAAUGUUACACAGUAGUCUGCAUCAACUUGCUUUGUGCAUAAUGCGUCUCAAAAAUGAUCAGCGUUAAAACACUUGUGCUUGUGCACAUUGCUGGAAGUUUAAUGCUGUGUCUCUAUACCUCAAGUUUGAGAACGUUGACAUGAUCACUGUAGCAUGAAACUGCGUUUUUUUCUGAGUAAUCUUCCCCAGGGUUCUGUGGUACCAAAAGGAAAUGCCUUUCCCCUUUGUAAUUCAGUUCAUAGUCUCUCAUUGCUGCAAACAAGAGACUAGCCUUUUUGUUUUACAAAUGCAUUACACUCACUAUUUCUUUCAGCCACCCAGGCUGCAGAAGUGCAGCCUAUUAUGGGCUUUUGGUUUUGGCUUUAGGGCAAAAGGAUAUUUUUCUCAAAAAUAAUUGUGUGCGAUUAUAGCAGGCUGGUCAGGUUUUCAUGUAAUGAGUUUGUCUGUAGUUGCCCCUUUCAAAGACGUUUAUUGAAAUGACAUUUUUUGACUUUAAACACAGCUAAAUCAAAGCUGAGAACUUGAUUUGUUUAAGGCACUAUGCCUUGAAGGGACUAUUUGGCCAGAAGAAUGGGGAAGGCCUCUGUGUUAGCGAUGCUUACUGUGUGUUGCUUGGCGACGUGACGUGACGAGUUCCGUCACCUCACCCUGGUCUCAAGUCUAUAUGAUGGUAUUGGAAGCGAGACCAAAAAACAGCCGAUGUGAAACAAGGCUUCCCCCCCCCUCCCCCGCACACACAUGAGUAUGUGCAUGUGUUUGUGUGUAUACGGACUCCAUGAUGUACAGCCAGCUUAUUUGUUCAAAGAAAUUUUUGAUUUGUCUCAUAGUGUACUGUGGAUGCCUUUUCAUGUAAAUAAAAUCAAGUGUCCGUCA